Pogona vitticeps (central bearded dragon) is the source of this 1601-nucleotide messenger RNA. NCBI's taxonomy places the organism in Eukaryota, Metazoa, Chordata, Lepidosauria, Squamata, Agamidae. The record is from RefSeq and is a predicted model, not a curated record.
GCGACCCAGUCCUGUCCCAGAGAAGUAACUUGGGAGUACAGUAUUGUUAGGUGGCAGAGAUGUUCCACUAAACUCUAGUGCAAGGUUUAUGAAAUGUCAGAGUUUCGUGUUGAAGAAUGUACAGAAUGAAACUUACGGCGUUUGCAAAUUGUGUAUCAUCAGCUUUAAUGCCAUUGGUUACAGGCUCUCCUUCGGCCCAGCAUGUGCAACUAACCGAGUCCUAAGACUGCAAAAAUGCCUCUAGUGAUUCUGGUGGAUGAUGUGACCAGGCAAGGGAAAAAAAAGGAAUAAGAACUAGCAUAAAAGAGAGACCAGCCAGAUGCCUCUUCAAAGCUAUAAUUCAGUUUACGAAGACAUCUCUCCCUGACCCCAUUGAUUGUUCUUUAGGUCUGGAAUUUAGAGAAACCGCUGCCUUUGAAGGGGAACUGGAAUCAACGCGAACUGCAAGAGGCGACAGGACCACCGGAGGCCUGACGGGCGAGCCCUCUGCAUGCGCCACCUCCGUUGGCCUCCCUGCAAGAGGAGGUGGAUUUUCCUCCGCUCGGUGGCCUUCGCCCUCGCCUCUCCCCUCAGUCAUGGUGGGUCACCUGCAGCUACAAGGAAUGGAAGACAGCCUAAAAGAGAAGAACAGAGAAGGCUUGCUGGAUAGCCCCGAUUCGGGGCUGCCCCCCAGCCCUAGCCCGCCUUUCUACUCCUUGGCUUCAGGAAUUGUGGACAACAGAGCUGGCGGCAGCAGCUCUUCCACGGAAAUCCCGGGCCACGGGCGCAGGAAGGAUGGCAAAGAGGGGAAACUAAUCCCUUACGUUCUCCUGAAUGCCUCCCCAUCAGAAAUAAGGCCACGAAUGUAUCCUGUGUUCUUUGGAGAAAGCAUAGAGGUCAACCCUGAACCGGCGCAAGAAAUUAGGUGCAAUUCUGAGGUAAAAUAUGGCUCCGAGAGGCAUUACCGAGAUGACAUCUUCUAUUGCCCGAUGCCCACCGUCACCACUUACCGAGAGACCAUCAUUGCUGCUCCCAACUGCACGUGGCGAAAUUACAAGUCUCAGCUGAUCUUUGAGCCUCGCCAGAAGCCGUUGAGGUUCCAGAGCACAACCAUCAUCUUCCCCAAACAUACCAAGAAUAUUUACCGGACCACACUCAACUACAACCUUGGUUCCGCUAAACGAUGGUUUGCCUCAAGCGUCCAGCUGCAGCUCUGUGAGGAGAACAGCCCUUGCAUUGUCUACACGGAGAACCUUUAGUGAAGUCUUAUGUCUACUGAUGAAGCCUAGACUACAGGCUUAGGCCUGCCCCCAACUCUAGAAGAUGAUGCCAUUGAAAGCUUACAAUUCUUUGGUUAAGAACAGCUGUUGAACGGCACCGGGGUUAAACACACAGUCUUGGAUGUAAACAGUACAAAUAAACGUUUUCUCCAAGAAAAAGCCAAUGGAGGUAUUUCCCCGUGCAUGAAGCAGCGUAAACUGGGGCUUGAUUCUUCUCAGUCUUGGAUUCAACCUGUUUAAUUAGCACUUAAAAUGAACUCUUAAUGGUGAAAGCUCUCCUUUUUUUGGCUGUUAAAAACAACCUAUGCUGCUUUUUUAUGUUUUGGGGGUUGUUCUCUCCUG